Messenger RNA from Lipotes vexillifer (Yangtze River dolphin), 3389 nucleotides. RefSeq names its product relaxin family peptide receptor 1 (gene RXFP1). NCBI's taxonomy places the organism in Eukaryota, Metazoa, Chordata, Mammalia, Artiodactyla, Lipotidae. Gene Ontology annotation, biological process: adenylate cyclase-activating G protein-coupled receptor signaling pathway; hormone-mediated signaling pathway; activation of adenylate cyclase activity. The record is from RefSeq and is a predicted model, not a curated record. Gene Ontology annotation, molecular function: G protein-coupled peptide receptor activity; protein binding. Bases 257 to 2533 code for a protein of 758 amino acids. The transcript has 18 exons. Gene Ontology annotation, cellular component: plasma membrane.
GUGUGUGUGUGUAAAGAAGGAUAUUAAGACUUUGGAGGAGGCGGGUGGGGAGGAGAGAUUCUGAGAGAGGAAGAAAGAAAAAAGAGGAAAUGGAAAGAGAGAGGGAGAGUCAAGGGGAGAGGAGGGGGGAGCAGCUGCUUUGUAGCUGCUAAGACUGCAGACAGAAAUAGCACACAACCACCGUGAGCCGAUGCGAUUCAGAAGGCAGGACCAAAUUGUAUUCACUUUCAUUAAUCAGUUUCUCUGAGGGAAGGAAAUGACAUCUGGUCCUGUCUUCCUCUACAUCUUGAUUUUUGGAAAAUAUUUUGCUCCCGGGAGCGGGCAGGAUGUCUCAUGCGCCCUGGGCUACUUCCCGUGCGGCAACACCACCAAAUGCUUGCCUCAGCUGCUCCACUGUAAUGGCGUGGACGACUGUGGAAACCAGGAGGACGAGGACAACUGUGGUGACAACAAUGGAUGGUCUAUGCAACUUGACAAAUAUUUUGCCAAUUACUACAAAAUGACUUCCUGGUAUCCUUUUGUGGCAGAAACAUCUGAAUGCUUGGUCGGUUCUGUGCCCAUGCAAUGUCUUUGCCGAGGUUUAGAGCUUGAUUGUGAUGAGACCAAUUUACGAGCUGUUCCAUCAGUUUCUUCAAAUGUGACUUUAAUGUCACUCAAGUGGAACUUAAUAAGAAAACUUCCUCCUGAUGGCUUUAAGAAGUACCAUGAUCUUCAGAAGCUGUGCCUGCAAAACAAUAAGAUUAGAUCCGUAUCUGUCUAUGCUUUCCGAGGACUCUACAGUCUUACUAAACUGUAUCUCAGUCAUAACAGAAUAACCUUCUUGAAGCCGGGUGUUUUUGAAGAUCUCCACAGACUAGAGUGGCUGAUAAUUGAAGAGAAUCAUCUCAGUCGAAUUUCCCCACUAACAUUUUAUGGACUAAAUUCUCUUAUUCUCCUAGCACUGAUGAAUAACAUGCUUACCCGCUUGCCUGACAAACCUCUUUGUCAGCACAUGCCCAGGCUGCACUGGCUGGACUUUGAAGGCAACCAUAUCCAUAAUUUAAGGAAUUUGACUUUUAUUUCCUGCAGUAAUUUAACUGUUUUGGUAAUGAGGAAAAACAAAAUUAAUCACCUCAGUGAAAACGCGUUUGCACCGCUCCGGAAACUAGAUGAAUUGGAUUUAGGAAGUAAUAAGAUUGAAAAUCUUUCACCACUUGUCUUUAAGGAUCUGAAGGAGCUCUCACAGUUGAAUCUUUCCUAUAACCCAAUCCAGAAAAUUCAAGCAAACCAAUUUGAUUACCUUGUCAAACUCAAGUCUCUCAGCCUAGAAGGAAAUGAAAUUUCAAAUAUCCAACAAAGGAUGUUCAGACCUCUCACGAACCUCUCUCACAUCUAUUUUAAGAAGUUCCAGUACUGUGGCUAUGCACCGCAUGUUCGCAGCUGUAAACCAAACACUGAUGGAAUCUCAUCCUUAGAGGAUCUCUUGGCGAGCAUCAUUCAGAGAGUAUUCGUCUGGGUUGUGUCUGCAGUUACGUGCUUUGGAAACAUCUUUGUCAUCUGUAUGCGACCUUAUAUCAGAUCUGAGAACAAGCUGCAUGCCAUGUCGAUCAUUUCCCUCUGCUGUGCCGACUGCCUGAUGGGAAUCUAUUUGUUUGUGAUCGGAGCCUUUGACCUGAAGUUUCGAGGAGAAUACAACAAGCAUGCACAGCUGUGGAUGGAGAGUAUUCAUUGCCAGCUUCUGGGGUCCCUAGCCAUUCUGUCCACAGAAGUAUCAGUGUUACUUUUAACAUUUCUGACAGUGGAAAAAUAUAUCUGCAUUGUAUAUCCUUUCAGAUGUUUAAGACCUGGAAAAUGCAGAACCAUUACAGUUUUGAUUCUCAUUUGGAUUAUCGGUUUUAUCGUGGCUUUCAUUCCACUGAGCAAUAAAGAAUUUUUCAAAAACUACUACGGCACCAAUGGGGUAUGCUUCCCUCUUCAUUCAGAGGAUACAGAAAGUAUUGGAGCCCAGAUUUAUUCAGUGGCAAUUUUUCUCGGUAUUAACUUAGCAGCAUUUAUCAUCAUAGUUUUUUCAUAUGGAAGCAUGUUUUACAGCAUCCAUCAAAGUGCCAUAACAGCAACCAAAGUACGGAAUCAAGUUAGGAAAGAGAUGAUCCUUGCCAAACGUUUUUUCUUUAUUGUAUUUACCGAUGCAUUAUGCUGGAUACCCAUCUUUAUACUGAAAUUUCUGUCAUUGCUUCAGGUAGAAAUACCAGGUACCAUAACGUCUUGGGUAGUGAUUUUUAUUCUGCCUAUCAACAGUGCUUUGAACCCAAUUCUCUAUACGCUGACCACAAGACCAUUCAAAGAAAUGAUCCAUCAGUUUUGGUAUAACUACAGACAGAGAAGAUCUAUUGACAGCAAAGGAAGUCAGAAGACAUAUGCUCCAUCGUUCAUCUGGGUAGAAAUGUGGCCCCUGCAGGAGAUGCCUUCUGAGCUAAUGAAGCCAGCUCUUUUCACAGACCCCUGUGAAUUAUCACUCAUUUCUCAAUCAACUAGACUCAAUUCCUAUUCAUAACCGACUGAAACCUAUUUCUACACAGAGAAUAUUGUGGGAUGCUUUAUGAUGGAUUAGUAUAAAAUAAAUGCCACCAAAUAAUUUAUAAUAACGGCUACAAUAAAUUAGCUUACAUGGACAUGAGGUUAUUUGGGAAAAAAUCAAAAUGACUGAUGCCCAUGUAAAGGGAAAUAAAUUAUAUUGAUAAUGUGUAUAAACUGGUACAUAGUUUGGAUAGGAAACUAAGAGAAAUCUACUUCAAGGUUCAUUCAUUCUUUCACCAUGCAUUUAUUGAGUACCCACUAUGUGUAUGGCACUGCAGUAAAUUCCUGGGAGUAGACAGUAUAGAAGCUUUUCAAUUUGCAAUGUUAAGUUGUAUUUAACUACAAGAAUAUAAAAAGUCCAUCUGCAGCUCCUAGUUUAAGGUAGAGCUUUGUCUGUCUUGCUUACCAGCAAAAGUAAGAAUCACAGACACUUUUAAAUAAAGGUUCACGGUUUUGGAAUAAUCAGUAUACUAGCAUCAGAGAAAAUGUCUGAUUAUUAGCAAAGUACAGACAUUUUGUCUUAAGAACUCAUCUUACCUCUCUUCAAGUCUGUAUACUUGAGAGCCAAUAAACAUAUUUAUUACUAUGAAAAAAGAGCUCUGAUAUUAACCCAAAACAGCACCUCUCUGUCACUUCCUUCCCAGUUGUCUUUUUGCUUUAAAUGAGCACCAUUAUAUGAGAUCAUAAAAAGAGAAUAAAAGUAUGGCAAAGGAAUGAAUCAGAAAAGCUAGAACAAGGAUAGACAUUUAGAUCAGUGGAACAGAAGUGAGAGUCCAGAAAUAAAACCCUCAUAUUUAACAGUCAGUUGAUGUUCAACGAAGAUGCCAAGACAA